Messenger RNA from Struthio camelus australis, 3002 nucleotides. Its product is annotated as arylsulfatase D. Gene Ontology annotation, molecular function: arylsulfatase activity. The record is from RefSeq and is a predicted model, not a curated record. NCBI's taxonomy places the organism in Eukaryota, Metazoa, Chordata, Aves, Struthioniformes, Struthionidae.
GGCAAGAGGAAAAACAUCAAGUCAGCACCACUUCCUCCCAGUGAUCUUAGUGGACCGGUGCUGCUAAGCAAACCAAGGAGUGCAAGGAAUUUCGGUGCAAGAAGACUAAUUGAGACGAGUUUGUUUUCCAUGUUGUUUAAAAAGGGGUUGGCUUCUAUUGGUUUUGAUGACUGUUUACUGUGUCUUGCUGGCUUAGCGAGGAAAUUAGAGUCUGAUGUUUUCUUAGAUUUCUAUAAGGAAACUGUACAAGCUCUAGGGCCCAGGACCAUGUUCGUCAUGCUCUCGUAGGGGUGUCAGUGAGAGCUCUACUUUCACAACGAAACAGCACCUAACAGAAAAAGAGUUUAUGUAACCAACUAUGCACCUGUUACACGGAAGAGGAAGGCAAGAAAUUUACCAGGGAAAACAAUGGAGCUGCCUAAAAAUUUGGCUAUUUUUAUGCUUUUUUCCAAGAACCUUUGUAUCAAAUGCUUCAAAACCCAAUAUUUUACUGAUAUUGGCUGAUGAUCUGGGCAUUGGAGAUGUAGGUUGCUAUGGCAAUGAUACAAUAAGGACCCCUAACAUUGACAGCCUGGCAAAGGAAGGAGUGAAACUUACUCAGCAUGUUGCUGCAGCUGCUGUCUGUACGCCGAGCAGAGCAGCCUUCCUCACGGGCAGAUACCCCAUCAGAUCAGGCAUGGCAUCCAGCACUGAAAGGCGUAUUCUUUUUUGGAAUGGAUGUUCUGGUGGUCUCCCACGAAAUGAAACCACUUUUGCCAGAAUACUGCACCAGCAAGGUUAUUCAACAGCACUUGUAGGAAAGUGGCAUCUGGGUGUGAACUGCAAAUCCCGUUAUGAUCACUGCCACCAUCCUUUAAAUCAUGGCUUUGAUUAUUUUUAUGGCAUGCCUUCUACCCUUUUGAAUGAGUGUCAAGGCACAGAUGAACCUGAACUAGCCAAGUCUUUGCAAUAUACCUAUUGGCUGUAUACGCAGAUAAUCAUCCUUGCAGUGCUUACGCUUCUAAUUGGAAAACUUACCAACUUAUUCUCAGUAAAAUGGAAAAUAAUCAUAUGUCUGGCCAUCUCUGGUUUCCUGUAUUUCGUUUCCUGGUUCUCCAGCUAUGGGUUCACCAAGUACUGGAACUGUAUCCUGAUGAGAAACCAUGAUAUCACUGAACAACCAAUGAAGCUAGAAAAAAUCACUUCUAAUAUGCUUAAGGAGGCAGUUUCAUUCAUUGAAAGAAACAAGCAUACACCGUUUCUUCUCUUUGUUUCCCUUUUACAUGUUCACACUCCUCUUGUUACCACAGAGAAGUUUCUGGGAAAAAGCAGACAUGGCCUAUAUGGAGAUAAUGUAGAAGAGAUGGACUGGUUGGUGGGAAGGCUUCUGGAUAUUAUCAACAAAAAAGGCUUGAAGAAUACCACAUUCAUUUAUUUUGCAUCUGAUCAUGGAGGAUCCUUGGAGGCUCACAAUGGAAAUGCCCAGCUAGGUGGAUGGAAUGGUAUCUAUAAAGGUGGAAAAGGAAUGGGAGGCUGGGAAGGAGGGAUCCGUGUCCCAGGAAUAAUUAGAUGGCCAGGGCUGUUGCCUGCAGGCAUAGUUAUCAAUGAACUGACAAGCCUCAUGGACAUUUUCCCAACAGUGGUUCAGCUGGCUGGAGGUGCGGUGCCUCAGGACAGGGUAAUUGAUGGACGCUCCUUGCUGCCUUUACUGCAAGGGACAGUUCAGCACUCAGAGCACGAGUUCAUGUUUCACUACUGUGGUGUGUUUUUGCAUGCAGUGCGGUGGCACCAAAAGGACAGUGGCACCAUAUGGAAAGCUCAUUACACUACUCCAGUAUUGCAGCCAAAGGACUCCGGAGGCUGUUUCAGAAGAGGAAUUUGCCCAUGUUUCGGGGAUGGUAUAACCCAUCAUGACCCUCCAUUGCUGUUUGAUCUUUCACAAGACCCUUCGGAGGCCAAUCCUCUAUCAGCUGACACUGAGCCCUUGUUUGACACCAUAAUAAGGAGAAUAGGAAAAGCUGUAGAAGAGCAUCGAAAGACGCUGACUCCAGUCCCACAGCAGCUGUCUCAUUACAAUAAUAUGUGGAAGCCAUGGCUGCAGCCAUGCUGUGGGACAUUCCCAUCCUGCUGGUGUGAUAAAGAAAGCAACAAGACAGAGGAUAUACUUUAAUACCAAAAUCAAAGCAGGGCUAGCUCAAAAAAAAAAAAAGCGUUCAAAUGACUUCAAUCUAAAUACAGAGAUUUGGUUCAAAUUACACUGGAACAGGAGAAAGGGACAUUUCUGAUGCCUUUUGUUCUGCCUCUUCAAUAAGCCUGUAGUUAAAAAAAGACAAAAACCUCUCCAAACAUAUUCUGCCAAGGGUCAGCUGUAUAGUCUGUCCCUUAAGUGCAUCAUUCUGGAUUAAGUGGCCAGAUAAGUGAACCAGAAUUUCUUUCCUUGCUAGUUUUAAAUUCAAGUUAUUGAUGAUAGCAGAUCAAACCUUAAGUGCAGUUGUUUAUACAGGUAAUAUGCUUGUUAACGCAACAGGCCUAAGCCCAGGAGGAGAUACCACUUCAGGCUGUUUCUUUUUAUUAUAAAAACCAUCUUGUAUAUAAAAACACAAUUGUGCAUUUAGUUUGGAACCAUACCAAAACACAUUACAAAAAACCCCGUCUAUUAGACAUAGACCCCUACUGACUUACAGCAAUCUUUUGCCUCAUCUAUGCAUUUGCUUAUGUACCUCAUCAGUACAUUUAUUUGUCACAGUAAGAAUUCCCAGGAAAAACUGAACUGACAAAUAUGUUUACAAAUUGGGUAGCUACAGUUACAAUCUCAAGUUCAGCACUUCAGUUUCUAGCUUUUCCAAAGUACUAAACCACAGCAAUUACUACUGACAUGUAUUUUCCUUAUCAACUUCAAUCCUCUCGCUUGUGGGAGUGUUGAAAACCAUCAUCCAGGAGGACAUGACCAGCUGCCUUGACAAGAUUGCUCCCAAAUAUCACAAUCAGUGAGAUUAACUCAAUAAACUGCAAGUCCUACUUUA